AUGAAUCUACUAUUUACUGUUUAUUUAUUAUCAAUUCCUAUUCAAAUAUUUGGAAUCAAUAAAGACAUAAUUCGAAAUCCAUUUGAUCUUCGUGCUCGUUUACAUGGUUCUCAUACAGCUACAGUUCAAUUUGAAAUAGAACAAAAUAGUAAUCAACGAUUAUGUCAAAUGUAUAAUUUUACAAUUCGUUAUAAUCAUCAAGAUGUUUAUUCAAUGUCUGAACAAAAUUUAACAUGUGAAAGAAAUUCACUUGAAUUAAAAGAUUUAACUGUUGGCGAUUAUGAAAUAUGUGCUAUAAUAUGUUCAGAAUAUUUAAAACAAGAUUAUCUAUAUGAUAGAGUAUUAAACAAAACAAAUACUUUAAAGCCUAUAACAGCUUGUAUUAAUAUUCAUGUAAAACGUGCAUAUUUGCUUAUUCUUACAAUUUAUUUAUUGAUUUUUAUGAUUCUUGCUUUAGCACAUAUUAAUUAUUCACUACGUAAACGAGAAUUUCAUGCACGAGUAAGACGAACUUAUAUAGAAUUUGAAAAUAGUUUACAACAGUGGCGUACAUAUCAAAAACAAUCAAUGCCAAGUCAUGGUAGACAAUCAUCUCAUACUCUUCACGAUUUUCUUACUUCAUCAACUUCACCUAUUGAACAUUCGACAGCAUUAUUAUCGCAUCUAGUUACUGACGAACUCGAACUAUCAUAUUCAAAUAUUUCUCAUCUCGAAAUACCAAAUGAAACUGAAAAAACAGUUGACAUCCCCGAAAAUAUUUGA
This is a messenger RNA of Rotaria sordida, 762 nucleotides long. Lineage: Eukaryota; Metazoa; Rotifera; Eurotatoria; Philodinida; Philodinidae. The record is from the annotation of a GenBank genome assembly.